Sodiomyces alkalinus F11 is the source of this 1050-nucleotide messenger RNA. Its product is annotated as translation initiation factor eIF-5A. Gene Ontology annotation, biological process: positive regulation of translational elongation; positive regulation of translational termination. The transcript has 4 exons. Lineage: Eukaryota; Fungi; Ascomycota; Sordariomycetes; Glomerellales; Plectosphaerellaceae. Gene Ontology annotation, molecular function: RNA binding; translation elongation factor activity; ribosome binding. The record is from RefSeq and is a predicted model, not a curated record. Bases 188 to 673 code for a protein of 161 amino acids.
AAAUUAUAUACUCUGUCCCUCCUCGAGACAUUCGCUUCCCCUCCCCCUCCACCCGCUUCCUGUCUUCUUCCUUUUUCCCACCUCUCCCAACUCCUUCAAAAGGCCAUCACCCCGUCCAAGUCCGCUCUCGAGUCCGGUCGCAUCUCUCCUUCCAACUCUUAGAUCUUCCCUUCGUCAAUCCGACAAGAUGGCCGAGAACGACAAUGCUCACGAGCUCGAGUUCGACACCGCCGAUGCCGGUGCCUCGACUACCUUUCCUAUGCAGUGCUCUGCCCUGCGUAAGAACGGUCACGUCGUGAUUAAGGGUCGUCCUUGCAAGAUCGUCGACAUGUCCACCUCCAAGACGGGCAAGCACGGUCAUGCUAAGGUCCAUCUUAUUGCCAUUGACAUCUUCACUGGCAAGAAGCUGGAAGAUCUCUCUCCCUCUACACACAACAUGGAUGUCCCUCACGUCUUCCGGAAGGAAUAUCAGCUCCUUGAUAUUGCCGACGACGGUUUCAUGUCCCUGAUGAACGAUGAUGGCGACACCAAGGACGAUGUCCGCGUUCCCGAUGGCGAGGUUGGCGAGAAGAUCAACCGCCUUUUCAAGGCUGAGGAGAAGGACACCAACGUUAUCAUCCUCUCUGCCAUGGGUGAGGAGGCCGCUGUUGAGGCCAAGGAGGCCCCGAAAUAAACGAAUAACCCUUUCCGCGCCAAUGCAGACGCGCUGUUGCGACGCAGCUCUCUUAUAUUUUUGCGGUUGUCGGCGGAGUCGGACGAACUUUGGCAUAUCGUCUGGUAUGUCUCGGUUUGCUGAGUACCCACGAGUCGUGGGCAAAAGGGGACGGUGGGGGAGGGGGCUCUAUCUGGACAGGAACUGAUGAUACUGGUUAUGCGCACUCGGCAAUACCAUGAGAUGGCAUGAACGACUUCUAUUUCCUUAUGUUUUCCCAUUGCCUCCCAACUACCCAUCACGGCCCACGUUAGCACUGCGAUAGGUCGAAAUAGAGGGAGAGCUUCGCUUUGGCGACAAACUUGUCCAAUAAAACGACAAACACUUGAACAACCACC